GCUAUAGCCCCUUCUAUUUUUCUGCGGUUUAAAACACUUCAAAUUAUUCGUUUUUUUUUACACCUAUAGCAUAUUCAUGUCGAUGCACACUCCGUUGCGGUUCAAAUCGGCCACCAGCUUGUUGUCACAAGAGUCCAAGUACGAAGCGGUGCCCACGGUUUCCAGCAUCACAAGCGUCAUCUACAGUAACGGCUCCACCGCCACCAUCACGGAAGCGUCCAUCCAGCUGAAGCUGGCCCUGCAGACACUGUUGGUGUCGCUGCUGUCACUGGCAUCCGUCUCCUCUGUGCCCCAAAUAAUAGAGCGGACACACACGGACGACCACCCUGAACCCGAGUUGCUAGCCUCCUCGGUGGGCAAAGAGAUCAAUGGCCGGUUAGUUCCGUCUUCUUCGGCCAUUUCUUUGCUCUCGCUUAACCUUAGUCACACGCUUGAGCUGGAGCUGGAGCUGGAGGCGUUGCUCGCCGACGACGAUGUGUUUGUGUUGGGGCCCGUUUCGCCGCAGCUGCUCACACGAAGUGUGUUGUGUGUUUCGCCUCUGAAUUUUAAGAACUUUUCCGAAAAUAAAGCCUUUUUUCUCGAGCCUGACUUUCUCGGCACGCCCCCCAACCCCAGACCCGCGCAGCCACGAGCUAACUCUGCCACGAGCAUCUCUCGCUGGAGCACCCGUGUGAACCUGAACGUCCAGCAACAGAGAAAUCCCUUGACUGGGUGUGGAUCCUCAAAUCUCAACCCUAUCUCAAGUUCUAUCACAAACUACCCCCCAAAUAACAGUACAAAUAUCGCCAGUAUUAAAGAUAAAGCACGGGUAUUGCCUACGCGAGCGCAGUCUCCGAAAUCCCAGCUUUUUGCCUCUCCUGACAAAGCGGCAACGUUUCCUAUCUACAUCAAGUCGGGCCCCAAAGCAAAUACAACACAUACACAUGUUCACCUUGGAAGUGUACCAGACUCGCCCAAUUUGGAUCCCAUCUCCGUUGGCGGCUCUCCUUCAAAGUUCUGGUUGAAUCCCCCAAUGCCCAUAGCUCAUACAUCCCCCGAGAUCAUCCAGAGGCAAGCCGCUUCGCCUCCACUCUACGUCAUGGCGCAAUUAUCACCACAGCAGCCGUCGUUGCUUCUGGUCCGCGGGAUCUUGCCCGCAGCUAUCUCUAUUCCGAUCAACGGGGAUGAGAGCCCGAACCUUAUGCCGGUAAACACGCCGUCUGAAGCCCCACCGAUGACGCCGUUGCAGCUCAGUACUAUGGAUAUGAGUUUAGACAGUGUGUGGGAACUAGAAAGAGAAAAUGGCGAGCGAGACGAAUCAGAUUAUGACAGUAGUUACUACGAUGGCGGUGCUGACGAUGGGCCCGCAGUGGAAUUAUAGCUAGAAGAGUGUUUGGUUAGAGGUGCCUAUUUCAAUCGAUUUCCAUGGCUGUAUUAUUAGGUACCAACAAGCAAAUGAGCCUUUUUUUUCCCCCGCUCUAUAUCCACGGGGCUUGGGCUGAGUCGUUAGCAUACUGAUUUUUUUUUUGGAAAUUCUUCUCC
This is a messenger RNA of Babjeviella inositovora NRRL Y-12698, 1521 nucleotides long. RefSeq lists its product as uncharacterized. The coding region runs from base 77 to 1360 and encodes 427 amino acids. Lineage: Eukaryota; Fungi; Ascomycota; Pichiomycetes; Serinales. The transcript has a single exon. The record is from RefSeq and is a predicted model, not a curated record.